AUGGUGGGAACUGAAAAAGUAAUACGGUCACACGUGUAUCCCGGUAGCGAUGAAACGCAGAAAGAGAAGGAAAUGGACGAAAAUUUUCAGCGGACAACCAUUGGUGGAUUUCACAAUUUCACUUUCUUUGGUAUGUUCAUCCUAAAAGCGGAAAGGGACGAAAUGCUGGCCACCGGGCAGGGCUCAGCUAUUGACUCUUUGGGCUGGUCGGUCUAUUUCAGCUACGGCAAUACAUCCAGUUCAGAUAAACCACAACAUUCCAUCACACACUCUCAAGAACUGCCUAAUAAACCUGGAUACACAAGAAAUGCUAUUAUUCUGUGCGACUGCACUCAAAGUUUGAGUACAGGCCCGGCUCCCAUUCUAAGAGAGGAGACUUACAGUCUGAAAAGGGUUCGAGGGAAAAUGAGCACUGAUGAGAAGAACAGGGCACCCGAGUUGUUGAUUCGAAUCAACCACCAAGCAGCCUGA
Messenger RNA from Opisthorchis viverrini, 471 nucleotides. RefSeq lists its product as hypothetical. The coding region runs from base 1 to 471 and encodes 156 amino acids. NCBI's taxonomy places the organism in Eukaryota, Metazoa, Platyhelminthes, Trematoda, Opisthorchiida, Opisthorchiidae. The transcript is spliced from 3 exons. The record is from RefSeq and is a predicted model, not a curated record.